AUAGCGGUUCAAGUGGAUGCAGACGUUACGUUCAGACGUAAGUGCAGCGAUCCUUACAAAGUAGGCGAGCAUUAGAUUCAGGAAUUGAGACGUCCGAUAUUUACGAGGAAAUCAGUAAAUCAUGAAAUUCAGAUUCUUGGGCGAUGGGGAUUGCCCCGAUUGGUUAUUGGCCGAGAUCAAUACGUUGUCGCGUAUGACAUCUAUUAAGAUCAAGAUACUAGGUCAAACGGUUGUGAAGUAUCUCACCGAGGGAGAUCUUGAUGAAGAAAAAGUCAGGAAAAUUACUCAAGACGCUAAGGUCGAAUUGAACGACGCAAAGGCCAUGGUAGCGGCUCUCGAAUUAAUUUUCACAUCGUCUGCACGAUAUGCCGUUUCGGCUGCUGAUUUAAGCAGCGAACUGCAACAGCUCGGGCUGCCACGCGAGCAUAGCGCGGCAAUUGCCAGACUACACACGGAUCAUUGUCCUCAAAUUACGGCUACGCUCUCCUCUCAGUCCUUGAGAGUUAGUAGAUUAUCGUCGAUCGAGGUUCUGUCCUGUGACAAUUCCUCGCCAUUCUCCACGGUCUCUCUGAAAUUGAAGAGAUUGGACGGAAACGUAGAAAAUUCUGUUAUCAACAUCUCAAAGAAGGACGUCCACGUUUUACUGACAGAGCUACGAAGAGCCAAGUCGUUGAUGGAGACUCUAUAAAUGCCAAUAAAUCACACAUACAAUACAAUGUAAUCUAUGUGAACUAUGUAACAUUUUCAAUAAUAACAUUGCAAAGUGAAAA
Molecule: messenger RNA, 770 nt
Organism: Frieseomelitta varia
Lineage: Eukaryota; Metazoa; Arthropoda; Insecta; Hymenoptera; Apidae
Product: COMM domain-containing protein 4
Exons: 8
Coding region: 122-688 (188 amino acids)
Source: RefSeq, a predicted model, not a curated record